AUGAAAGAGAUCCAUCACAAGGGGGGUGGAAGGACUGGAAGUAACACAUCCACUUGGGGUGGCAGGGGUGAUGUUGGAAAUGGCCAUGGGAGCAAAACUACUGCAAGGUUGCUAGGGAAACAAAUUUAUGGAGCAACACCAAAUCCAUCAAUAGGUACUCCUUCCAACCCUUCUCUUAAUCAAGAGACUUUUGCUAGUGCUCUGGUUGAGAAGCAAUCUGGCACAUCUUGGUCAGUGGUUGUUGAGGUUGCAAAGGAUGGAGGAAAUAUGAAGUCUUGGAAUAAAGCCAAAGAUAAGGGGAAGGAGAAAAUAAAUGAAGAGAAGGGUGGCCAGAUUACCAUUGAGCUCCAAACUAGUCCUAGUGCUGUUCCUGACUUGGGCAUCUUUGUUGAGCUGCUGGGUUUCUUGGUGCUAGAUGGUGCUGCUGGACUACUGCUGCGGGAGAAGCGAGUCAAGUUGAGGUUACCUCCAGACUUCCUUGGUGCCACUUUUGUCUGUCCUUGGUCGAGGGUCCAUUUUGCCACUUUUGUAGUGGUUGAGGUUUCCUAUGGCAUUGGAACAUUGUCGUAG
Molecule: messenger RNA, 570 nt
Organism: Ilex paraguariensis (yerba mate)
Lineage: Eukaryota; Viridiplantae; Streptophyta; Magnoliopsida; Aquifoliales; Aquifoliaceae
Source: the annotation of a GenBank genome assembly